This is a messenger RNA of Tetrapisispora phaffii CBS 4417, 657 nucleotides long. It is a transcript of the gene MIC26, whose product is annotated as Mic26p. The transcript has a single exon. Gene Ontology annotation, cellular component: mitochondrial crista junction; MICOS complex. Lineage: Eukaryota; Fungi; Ascomycota; Saccharomycetes; Saccharomycetales; Saccharomycetaceae. Bases 1 to 657 code for a protein of 218 amino acids. The record is from RefSeq and is a predicted model, not a curated record. Gene Ontology annotation, biological process: cristae formation.
AUGACAUUUGACUAUUACCGUAAAGUUGACCUUAUCAAGGAAUAUGUUGUCGCACAAGGAGAGUCGAUCUCCACUCCAAUCGACUUAAUAAACACAUCGAAAGAUUCCAAUACUGCGUCUAAGCUGACAGGUCCAACAAGAAUUAUCGAUGGUGUUUCAGUAAGAUGCCCUUCUUAUUUAUUGAGAUUCUGUAACAAAUUAAACAACAAUGCUGCUCUACAGUACCAUACUUUGAAUUCAAAACUAGAACAUGCUACCAAUAGGUAUUAUAAAGCUGAAAAUAAAGUCACAUCAAGAAUAGCCAAUUUACAUUCAGAUCCAGAAGAACAGUUAUCAAAGGGAUUCGCAUAUUCGAUCGUUGCUGCUAUGUCAGGUUCCAUACUCACUAAGAGAAGAAAUAUUUUACUUAGAUUUACCAUGCCAAUUAUAUUAGGUACUUUGGUUUGCUCGUAUACCAUACCAACUACUUUUGAGAAUACAACUGAUUUAAUCCAUGAUAUUGAAGAAGUUUAUUUCCCAAAAUUCUGUGCAAAGCAAGAUAGAGUAAUGGAUUUCAUUCGUACAGGCAUUGCACAUACUGUUAUGAGUUACGAUAUAGUAAGUUAUAAACUUGCUUCAGCAAAAGAUUAUAUUCAACAACACUCUAAUUUUUCCUGA